Phyllostomus hastatus (greater spear-nosed bat) is the source of this 2582-nucleotide messenger RNA. It is a transcript of the gene ZNF471, whose product is annotated as zinc finger protein 471. The transcript has 5 exons. Bases 91 to 2367 code for a protein of 758 amino acids. The record is from RefSeq and is a predicted model, not a curated record. Gene Ontology annotation, biological process: regulation of DNA-templated transcription. Lineage: Eukaryota; Metazoa; Chordata; Mammalia; Chiroptera; Phyllostomidae.
GGAGUCAGAGUGUCAACUCCCGAAGUCCUUCGGCUUUGCCCUCCCAGGACACUGCUGUUCUCCAAGAGAAGACAGGAAGAGAAGGUGAAAAUGACUGUUGAACUAAUGAAAACCAUACCACAGUACUUGGUGACAUUCAAAGAUGUGGCAAUAGACUUUUCCCAGGAGGAAUGGGACUGGCUGAACCCUGCUCAAAGGAGUUUAUAUAGGAGUAUGAUGUUGGAGAACUAUCAGAGCCUGGUAUCACUGGGACUUUGCAUCUCUAAGCCAUAUGUGAUCUCCUUACUGGAGCAAGGGAAGGAGCCUUGGGACAUGAAGAGUGCGAUGACGAGCCCAUUCCCAGAUUGGGAAUCUAGCUAUGAGACACAAGAAUUAUCUCUGAAGCCAUGCAUGUAUGAUGAUGAUGUGUUAAUGGAGAACAUUACAAGCUAUGGACUUGAGCAUUGCAUUUUUGGAGAAAACUGGAAAGCUAGAGAUUUUUUUGAGAGGCACCUGGUAAGUCAAGAGUCAUUUAUCAGACAAGAAACACUCACUUACAAAAAAACCCUUACUUAUGAAGUACACCACAAAUACAACAAAUCUGGGAAAUUUGUCCAUCUAGAUUAUGCAGGAGAGACUGUUUAUAAUCACAGGUCUGAUAUAAAAAGUUUUUCCAAAAAUUCCAUGAUAAAGAAACACAAAAGAGUCUAUGGAGGAAAGAAACUUUUCAAAUGUAACGAAUGUGAGAAAACCUUCACCCAGAGGUCAUCUCUUACUGUUCAUCAAAGAAUCCAUACUGGUGAAAAGCCGUAUGAAUGUAAAGAAUGUGGAAAAGCCUUCAACCAGAGUCAACACCUUGCUCAACAUCGCCGAACACAUACCGGAGAGAAACUCUUUGAAUGUAAAGAAUGUAGGAAAGCCUUCAGCCAAAAUGUACACCUUAUUCAACAUCAAAGAAUUCAUACUGGAGAAAAACCAUAUAAAUGUAAGGAAUGUAGAAAAGCCUUCAGCCAGCCUGCACACCUUGCUCAGCAUCGGAGAAUUCAUACUGGAGAGAAGCCCUAUGAAUGUAAGGAAUGUGGAAAGGCAUUCAGUGAUGGCUCCUCCUUUGCCCGACAUCAAAGAUGUCACACUGGCAAAAGACCCUAUGAAUGUGUUGAAUGUGGGAAAGCCUUCAGGCAGAAUGCAUCCCUUAUUCGUCACUGGAGAUAUUAUCACACCGGGGAGAAACCCUUUGAAUGUGUCAACUGUGGGAAAGCCUUCAGUGAUCACAUAGGCCUUAUUCAACAUAGGAGAAUUCAUACUGGAGAGAAACCCUACAAAUGUGAUGUGUGUGGGAAAACCUUCAGCUAUGGCUCAUCCCUUACUGUACAUCAGAGAAUUCACACAGGAGAGAAACCUUACAAAUGUGAUGUCUGUGGGAAGGCCUUUAGCCAUCACGCAUCACUCACUCAACAUCAAAGAGUGCAUUCUGGAGAGAAACCUUUUGAGUGCAAGGAGUGUGGGAAAGGCUUUAGGCAGAGUAUACACCUUGCUAGUCAUCUGAGAAUUCAUACUGGUGAAAAACCCUAUGAAUGUAAGGAAUGUGGGAAAGCUUUCAGCAUCAGUUCACAGCUGGCCACUCACCAGAGAAUUCAUACUGGAGAGAAGCCCUAUGCAUGCAAGGAAUGUGGUAAAUCUUUCAACCAGAGGGCACACCUUGUACAACAUUAUAAAAUUCAUACAGGAGAGAAACCCUACGAGUGUAAUGAAUGUGGUAAAGCCUUCAGCCAGACUGCCCGCCUCAUUCAACAUCAAAGAGUUCAUACUGGAGAAAAACCCUAUCAAUGUACUGAAUGUGGAAAAGCUUUUAGUGAUAGUUCAUCCCGCGCUCAGCAUCAGAGACUUCAUACUGGCCAAAGGCCCUAUGAAUGUGUUGACUGUCAGAAGACAUUUAGGACAAAGUCAUCCCUUAUUUGUCAUCAAAGAUGUCACACUGGUGAGAAACCUUAUGAGUGUAGUGCAUGUGGCAAAGCCUUUAGCCAUCGUCAGUCCCUUACUGUUCAUCACAGAAUUCAUUCAGGAGAGAAACCAUAUGAAUGUCAGGAAUGUAGGAAAACCUUUAGCCAGACUGGACACCUUAAUCUACAUAAAAGAGUCCAUACUGGAGAGAGAUCUUACAAAUGUAAGGAAUGUGGAAAUGUCUUCAGACAAAGUGUAUACCUUGCUCAACACCAGAAAAUUCAUGCUGUAGAGUCUGCUCAGUCAGCCAGCUUUUCCUCAUCCCUUAUACCACCAAGUCCUGUGGAUAUAUCUGCUAAAUAUUUUUGGAAUUCAUCCACUUAUUUCAGUUCUCAUUGCCCUAGUCCAAAACCGAGUCCUUUUUCCUGGACUAUUCCAAUUGUAUAAGAACUGGUUUCCUUGCAUCCUCUUUUGUCCCUCUUUUGAAUCCCCUUGAAAUUCAUUGUUCACACUACUACCACAGCAUUAUUUUUAAAAUGAAAAUGUAAUAAUAUUACUUUCCUCCUAAAACCCUGCUAAGAAAUUUAUUUUUUUUAAUAUUUAUUUAUUUAUUUUUAGAGAGGAAGGGAAGGAGAAAGAGAGAAACAGCAAUGUAUGCUUGC